ACAGGGACUGUACAUUAUCUGCCAUGUAGGCAAAGUGUACAGCACAUAUGAUUUUUCUUUUUAACCCACCCUAAAUCCUUGUUGAUUGCCAAGGUAAAUUGGUAUGUUUAAACUGAGCAAUCACCAAACUGUGCUGUACACUGGAAUUCUCAACCAACAAUUAAUUUACUGAUUUUUUUUUUUACUGAUUUCAUAAUUUUGCUGAUCCAUAUUAAUUUGUUUAAUGUAAUUCAUAGCUUUACUGAACUUAUUUUGAAUCCUUAUACUCUCUUUAGUUUUUUCCAAUGCAUUUAUGAAUCAUUCAUUGUGCAAUAUUUAGCAUCAUCAUGCUUAAUCAUUUAUCAUUACUGAUAAAUAAGCUUUCUUUUUUUCAUGGUAAUUUUUAGGAGUCCUGCUGUUAAUGGCUCUCGCUGCUCUGGAAGAGUGGAGGUUCUUCAUGGUGAGAGCUGGUUCACAGUGUGUGAUGCUGACUUUAACCAGCAGGAUGCAGAGGUUGUGUGUCGAGAGCUGGGCUGUGGUUCUCCUGUGGAGAUUCUGGGAGCAGCUGCUUUUGGUAGAGGGGAGGGUCCGGUGUGGUCAGAGGAGCUUCAGUGUAGAGGCAGCGAAUCACAGAUUCACUUCUGUCCAAAAUCAUCUUUACUCAAACACAACUGCUCCCAUGAUAAUGAUGUGGGACUGGUGUGUUCUGGCAGUGUGAGGUUGGUAGAUGGUGACAGUCGCUGUGCUGGGAGAGUGGAGGUUCUUUAUAGAGGACAGUGGGGAUCAGUGUGUGGUAAUAACUGGGAUAUGAGAGAUGCUGCAGUGGUGUGUAGAGAGCUGGGCUGUGGAGAAGCUGUAGAUACAUAUCAUGAGUCUUACUUUGGAUCAGCAUCAGGACCAAUCUGGAUGGAUAAUGUGCACUGCAGUGGCUCUGAGUCUACACUGAGGAACUGUGAAUCAGCAGGAUGGGGUAAACAUAACUGUGAUCAUUCUAAAGAUGCUGGAGUCAUCUGUUCAGGAGUCCGGGUGGUUGGUGGUUCUCACUGUUCUGGGAGAGUGGAGGUUCUUCAUGGAGAGAGCUGGGUCACAGUGUGUGAUGCUGACUUUAACCAGCAGGAUGCAGAGGUUGUGUGUCGAGAGCUGGGCUGUGGUUCUCCUGUGGAGGUUCUGGGAGCAGCUGCUUUUGGUAAAGGGAAGGGUCAGGUGUGGUCAGAGGAGCUUCAGUGUAGAGGAGAUGAAUCUGAGAUUACUCUCUGUCCAAUAACCUCUUCACACAAAUACAACUGCUCUCAUGGUAAUGAUGUGGGACUUGUAUGUUCUGGUCAUACUCAGGCUCGGCUGAUGAACGGCUCAGACUCUUGUUCUGGUCGAGUGGAGCUCCAGUACCUCAGUGAGUGGGGUACAGUGUGUGAUGUAAGCUGGGAUAUGAGAGCUUCCAGUGUCCUCUGUGCUCAGCUGAAGUGUGGGAGUGCUGUGGCUGUGUUGGGGUCAGACUGGUUUGGGGAGGGGAGUGGCCGGAUCUGGGCGGAUGUGUUUGAUUGUCAGGGGAACGAAACACACCUGUUAAAGUGUCCCAUUUCAUCAUGGAGUCGAACUGCAUGCUCUCAUAAACAGGAUGUUGGACUCAUCUGCAGUGGUUCUUCUCUGGCGUCUCAUGAGGGUGUAGUGAGAUUGACUGGAGGGAUGGAGUGUGAGGGCGAGGUAGAGGUUUUCUUCAGGCAGGACUGGAGGAGAGUUCUGCUGGACUCCUGGAGUGAGUCUGAGGCCUCUGUGGUCUGCAGACAGCUGGGCUAUGGUUCUGUACUCAACAUCUCCAGCUCCUCUUCAUCCAGUCCUGAACACAGCUACAUGUGUGUGACGGGUUUCAACUGCUCUGGGAGUGUAGCUCAUCUGAGGAACUGCAGCAGCUCACAAGCAGUUAACUGCAGCUCCACGGAACAGCUCUACAUCACCUGCUCUGGCUACAGCUUCAUCAGGCUGGUUGGUUCUGGGGGAGACUGUGCUGGAAGGCUGGAGGUUUUCCACAGUGGAUCAUGGGGGACAGUGAGUGAUGAAUUGUGGGAUAUUGAGGAUGCGCAGGUGGUCUGCAGACAGCUGCAGUGUGGAGUCGCCCUCAGUGCUCCAGUACCAGUACCAGCCCGGUUUGGAUCUGGAACUGGACCCAUAUGGCUGAAUGAGGUGGAGUGUGAGGGGAACGAGGCGUAUCUGUGGAACUGCAGAUAUCAGCUGUGUGGAGAGGAUGAAUGUGGACACAAGGAUGAUGUAGGAGUCGUCUGCUCAGAGUAUAAAGAGAUCAGACUGACUGAGGGCUGUGAGGGGAAUCUGGAGGUGUACUAUAAUGGAACCUGGGGGAAUGUGUGUGUAAAUGGGAUGACUGAUGAAACGGCAAAAUUGAUCUGUCGAGAGCUGAACUGUGGAAGAACUGGCAGUGAGUCUUGGUCUAAAGCAAGAGUGGAAUCAGCUCCUAACUGGCUGGAUAAUGUAAAAUGUAGGAAACAUGACUCCACUCUGUGGCACUGUCCAUCUUCUUCCUGGGGGGAGAACAGGUGUGAUAAUCGCAAUGAGGUUGCUUGCAUUACCUGCUCAGAGAAUGGAAAUACACUAGAUUUGACAAAUUGGCUGUGUGAUUCAUCUCCUCAUGAGAGACCGUGCUCAAAGCACAUUCCUCUGAGGCUGAGGGGAGGAGUAGGAAGCUGUUCUGGAUGGCUGCAGGUGUAUCAUAAUAAAACAUGGGGGUCUGUAUGUGGUGAUCUGUGGGACAUCAGGGAUGCUCAGGUGAUCUGCAGGCAGCUGGGUUGUGGGCCGGCGCUGAGUGCUAAUAGAAGAGCUGCUGAUGGUUCUGGUGGAGGAACUAUCUGGAUGAACAGAGUGAAGUGUAGAGGGAAUGAGAUUCACCUGUGGGACUGUCCUCAUUCCCUGAAGAACCACACUGACUGCUCCCACAGUGCUGGAGUCACUUGUGGAGGCUUCCUGUAUCAUACUUUGCCUUUAAAUAAUAAAAGAGGACAGAUGGGACAUUUUGUCUUGCAAGAUUCUCAACCACAGACAAGAAGAAUCAUACUUCCACAAACUCCUCCACCAGCUGUUCCCUCCAUCUAUCCAGUGUCUCUCCUGGUUCUGGGAUCUGUGCUCUUCCUGGCCUUAGUGCUUCUGGUUGUGCUGUUUUAUCAGAACAGAGUGCUCAGGAGAGUGAUCUCUAAGAGGAGGAAGACUUCAGCUGAGCCUGUCUAUGAGGAGAUUGACACCAGGCUCAUCCCUAAAAGAAUUACUGUCUCAACUGAAACCUCCUUCUGCUGAUCUUCCUCUUUCGGGUGGGGAUGGAGACGGUGGAGAGGGUGGUGAGCUUCCUGAGGGCUUUGAGGAUAGUUAUCCUGGUGCGUGUCUUUCGUCUGGCCUCUCAGAAGAAAGAUCUGGAGAAGGUCACUAGAAGAAAGGUAUCUGAGAACAAAAGGCGGUAACAAAAAGGAUGGAUUUGAUUUGGAUCUCACCUAUGUCACAGCAGGCACUCUACAGAAAUCCCAUAAAAGAAGCUGCCAUAUUUCUGGACACAAAGCAUCCCGAUCAUUACAGAGUUUACAAUCUCUGCAGUCAAAAAGGCUACGAUCCACUGUUCUUCCAUUACAGAGUGCAACGAGUGAUGAUUGACGACCAUAACGUACCGUCAUUAGACCAACCCACUCGUUAGGACUCCCCCUAUCACUAGUAAUGCCCCAACACACCAGGAGGAUGAAGACUAGCACACUCUUUCUCCGAUACAUGUGAAGUCAGCCACCGCUUCUUUUCGAGCUGCUGCUGAUGCAGCAUUGCCAAGCAGCCAGCACAUUUGGAGGAAAGCGCAGCGGCAGGUGAAGUGCGUAAUAUGGACAGUGUGCACUUUGCACUUGUGCAACUUUUUUUUAAAAACAGUUUGAUUUGUUUCUGCUAUAUUUUGAUUCAUAGCUUUAUAUAAAAUGAAAAUAACUUAUAACUAUAUUAUUUUCUUUAGCCCGAGGAACCUGAGGAAAGUGGUGGGAAAUCUCGAGCCAGGUCAGACCUUGGGUUGGGUUUGGGCAGAGAACCUAAGCUCUUAUUCACAUAUUGAACUUUGUGUUAUUGUGUUCUCAGUGACAUGUUGAACUACACUGCCAGUUUGAGGGAAUGUCAUUGCCAUCCACUGCAAAGGAGGCAAAGGUGAUGCUGAAGUUUUCACUGAUUUAAAGACAUCAUCAAUGUUUUCUAUAUGUAUUUGAUUUGAUUUUUAGGUUAACCCAUCACCAUAGUUGUUCAGCUGAAUGUCUAAAGCCAUAUCCAAACUGGAUUCACUUAUUCAUUUUAGCUGAGCAGGGUUUUUUUUCACGGGUACGAUGGUGUGUACAUGGUUGAUUGACAGCGUUUAGUUUGAGAGUGCGCAGGUACUGUAUUUCUCCUGAGGUGAGGUGAAUGUGUAUGUAUAUAUUCAGUGUGUCAGAACUGCUCCUUUAGUUUCUGCUGUGCUCAGUUGAAGACUGAGACCAUGUAGUUAAACAUACAGCUCUGGGGAAAAAAAUGGUUUUCAUGCAUCUUGGCAUGUUCUCCUCCACCAGUCUUGCACACUGCUUUUGGAUAAGUUUAUGCCAUUCCUGGUGCAAAAAUUCAAGCAGUUCAGUUUGGUUUGAUGGCUUGAGAUUAUCCAUCUUCCUCUUGAUUAUAUUCCAGAGGUUUUCAAUGAGAUUUUUAAGUGGUUUCUUUUUUUCCCAGAGCUGUAUGUCUGCACUCUCCUACAAAAGUAUUGAAACACUGAGGCCAAUUGAUUUUUUUUUUUCUUCUGCUCUAGUGAAAACAUUUUGGUGUAACAAAAAUAUAAUUUAAAGAUGAAUAUUGAAGACAAAUUGGUAAGUUCGGACAAAAGCUGAAUUGUUGACCUUUUGUCUCCUAUUCAUCUUUUAAUGUCAAACCCAAUUUGUUUUCAGUCUAAAGCAGAAAUAAAGAAAUGAGACUGACUUAUCAAGUACUUUUGGGGGGCAGUGUAUGUUUAGGGGCUGUUUCCUGUGUAGUUCCAAUUAAAAUCUGCAGUCAGUCUGCUCCUUUCAGAGUGACUGCACUGUUAUGUGUAUUGGUUAUGUAAUUUAAUGCUCCUGGGCAUUGCUGUGUUUGUUGUGCAGGUGUGGGAAAGGGCAAUGGCAGUGAUCUGAAGGUGCGGAUCAUAGUGAAAAGAGAGCAGGUGUUCCAGUGUGUCUGUGCCACGCAGACGAACUGUAGGCUGUUCCCAGAUACUGAAAACAAUGCCGUGGUGAUCAGCUUUCAGGAAGGGCCAGUGGUUUGUGGUGAUGUUAAGGUCAUGUUUGAAUCCAGGGCUGGUCUUCCAAAGGGGUAUGAGGACUAUCCUUUCUAUUUCUGGUUCAACACUUCAUUUGUAGAGAACAACAGGCUCUAUCUGUCAAGGGAGGAACUGGACAACCCACGUAAGUCCAAAACCUGGGACAUCUACAAGGAGGACUUUGGUGUGACCGUGUCUUUCAGUGACCCUGCACUUAUGUAGCAGACGACACUUGCUUGUGUAUCUCAACUAAAACCCUUAAGCCCUGCACAAGGUCUAAAUCUUUGCUCUAAUGUCGGUUUUCACACACUUAUAAAAGGUGAGUGAUGUUCAGGGAUUGGAUUCGGGCAUAUUGUGCCCCUAAAGCUAUAGCUAUAUAACCUCAACUUUAUGUCCAUCCCCCAUCUUCACUGUAAGAGCUUUUUACUGAGCCGUGCAUACAUCACAAUAUUAUGCAUUUGUUUGUCAAAUGUUUUUUUGUCUUUAAAUGAAGACAAAUGUUUGUGUCAGUUUAGCAUAUUAUGCUUCCAAAAUGUAAAUCUUACUCUUUAAGCUUGAGUGUACAUCAAAUAAAGCAAUCGAGGCUGCCACUGUGAAAUGGUCAAUGGUUAUGUGUGCAGAAACAUUUUUUUGUAGUACACAUGUAUUGAAA
This is a messenger RNA of Astyanax mexicanus (Mexican tetra), 5906 nucleotides long. Its product is annotated as deleted in malignant brain tumors 1 protein-like. Lineage: Eukaryota; Metazoa; Chordata; Actinopteri; Characiformes; Acestrorhamphidae. The record is from RefSeq and is a predicted model, not a curated record. The transcript is spliced from 24 exons. Bases 373 to 3276 code for a protein of 967 amino acids. Gene Ontology annotation, cellular component: membrane.